This is a messenger RNA of Carassius auratus (goldfish), 1021 nucleotides long. Its product is annotated as elongin-C. Gene Ontology annotation, biological process: ubiquitin-dependent protein catabolic process. Bases 169 to 507 code for a protein of 112 amino acids. The transcript has 4 exons. The record is from RefSeq and is a predicted model, not a curated record. Lineage: Eukaryota; Metazoa; Chordata; Actinopteri; Cypriniformes; Cyprinidae.
UUAUUAUGUAAUAUCAGAAGUGCAUCGAUUCUGUGUCGAGCAAAUGUUUCCUGUUGUCGGCAGUGACAACAGAGAAAGCAGUUUUCAGACGCUUAUCGGAGAGAAAACUGAGAAAUAUCCCUGACAAGCUCGAUCUUAGUGAGAGAUUGACAAGGGACGGUGGUAAAAAUGGAUGGAGAAGAGAAGACCUAUGGUGGAUGUGAAGGGCCAGAUGCCAUGUAUGUGAAGUUGAUCUCCUCUGAUGGCCAUGAGUUUAUCGUGAAGAGAGAACACGCUCUGACGUCUGGAACAAUCAAAGCUAUGCUUAGUGGUCCUGGCCAGUUUGCUGAGAAUGAAACAAAUGAGGUCAACUUUCGAGAGAUCCCAUCUCACGUUCUUUCUAAAGUGUGCAUGUACUUUACAUAUAAAGUCCGCUAUACUAAUAGUUCAACAGAAAUCCCAGAAUUUCCCAUUGCCCCAGAGAUAGCACUGGAGCUUCUGAUGGCUGCGAACUUCUUAGAUUGUUAAACAUGAAAAAGAAACACUCAUAUACACGUCUGUAAUGCAGAAUAAAUAUGAAAAGCAAAAUAUUAUUGGUUUAUUUUAUUGCUUUAAUACGUUUAGGUAUGCAAACGGAGAUCUGGUGUGCUGAAUUCAAAAUAUAACUGUGUUUGGUCAUUUGUUAUAUUAACCUGUAAUUUUCCCCUGGUUUUUUUUUAUUGCUCUUUUAUUAGUGGAUAUCUAAGGUAUUUUGAUUUUACUUUUUAUUAUUUUAAGCUUUGACACAGUAUUAACUUGAUAAUUUAUGUAUUGCAAAAUAAAGAUGCAUGAAGUGAUGCUCUCAUAUUAAAUAUUUUAAUGACUAGAGUCAACCUGACAGACAAUUUUAUAAAGUAUCUGUUUGUGUUAACAAGUAAAAAAUUCAGUUGAAAUAGAUUUGUUAUAACUUUUCUGCAUGUGGAGUCCUCAAAAAAAGUCUUGUAAUUGACCGCAGUGGUCAUUCAUCAGUUGUUUAAUGAAUAAAAUCAGCUGUUCUUGAAAA